Molecule: messenger RNA, 2905 nt
Organism: Daphnia pulicaria
Lineage: Eukaryota; Metazoa; Arthropoda; Branchiopoda; Diplostraca; Daphniidae
Product: facilitated trehalose transporter Tret1-like
Exons: 10
Coding region: 1417-2754 (445 amino acids)
Biological process (GO): transmembrane transport; carbohydrate transport
Cellular component (GO): membrane
Molecular function (GO): sugar transmembrane transporter activity
Source: RefSeq, a predicted model, not a curated record
UGUGCAAACGGAACGGCAAAACAGAAAAAUUAAAAAUCAUCCUGUUGGCUCGAAAGAUCAGUAAGGAGAAGAUGAGGCUGCCUGUUAUUCUACCAAAUGUUGUAUCUAAGUUUUAGCCAUGUAAUUGUUUUAAUAUAGUGUGAGACUGUGAGUGUCCCGUUUUCUUUUACUUCUCGGUGGCCCAAUAGAGGUGUUAGACCUACCUAUGGUGUCCCGAACCACACGUGGUUAAAAUUAAGCAGUCAAGUCAAGAAAAUGUUCGAAACAGCCCAGGAUUCCCAGAUCAAAUCGUGCUAGAAGUGAAUCAUGGGUUAUUUCGCCUGGAUAGUUUAAAAUCUCCAUGUUGAAAAAGAAGUGAGCUAGUACUACCUCUGGAUGUAUUGUUCACUUUGCUUUAUCGAACCAAAGUCACCCCCAGCACUCAUCUCAAAUAAAACAAUAAGUGUUUGAAAUGCCUGUGCUAAUGAAGAAGUAGUGCUAAAGAAUAAGUUCUUAAUGAAGUGAACUCUAAACAUUCAGUGUCAACAACUACCUACAUUUACUGCCAGACACUAAACGUUUUACCUGAAAAAGCAAGAAUCUCAAUCUCGAAAUUAUAUGGGAAUCAACUUGGAUCAUAGUUUCACAUCAGCAAACAUAAUAUAACUGUUGACAGGAAUGAUCAGAAGAAACAGUCAGAAAGAAGAACAUCGACGUUGGUGUAAAUCUUCUGCAACAAGAUAAUAAUUGAGCUCUCAGAAUAUUUGGGUUACGACCGAUAAAGGCGCAAGUACCGGUUCAUUGCAAGAAGCGUCUUUGCGAAGGAACUGGCAGCCAGGAAGAAAUUGACGGUGGCGAAUAAACUUAAUGCCUUGGAGGGCCGUAACAUCGAUUCUCUAACAGUUUCUUGCUGUAUUGGUGCUUCAAGUUGUGACGCGCACUUUCUUGACUUAUGCCUUAUGGCUAUUCUCGCCUUAUUAUGAUGAUUGGAUUCGCUAUCAAGAAGGAAAGCGUGGUCCAGUCCAACAGCCACAAAAAAGCUGGAACGGUCGCUGGACAGAAAAAGUGCAACAUUUUUCCGUCGGCUGUUGUCAACAGAAUCCUAGUCUAUCCUCGAGUACACGUGCCCCAGUUAUGAGCCGCUGGGAACCUUCUACUACACCUAAUACGCGAAGAGGACGGACUUAUCGCAGCGUUAUCAAGGACUGGUGGAGUUUUUGUUGGCGACAACAAGAUUUCACGUUUCAUUUCAUGUGCGCUGCAAAACAGUAUCAAGAUAGCCCUAGGUCCGCAGCUACGAGUUGAGUCUAGCUACUUUCUCCUCUUUAAUCAACACGCUUUCACAACGGCUUCUGCAACCGAAGAAAGUCGUAGCAUUUCGCAAACAAGAGGCCGCAAAUCCUGGCUGCUCUGGCAGCUGCUUUCAGCGCAUUUGUGAUGGGCACUACAUUUGGAUGGUCGUCACCCGUUCAGCCACAAUUGCAACAGAAUUCUACCUUGAACACUGUGGUUGAUCAGAACAGCACUUGGUACAUCGACCUGGAUGACGAUCAAAUGUCUUGGGUAGGUUCACUAAUCAACAUCGGAGCUUCCGUUGGAGCCAUUUGCGGAGGUUAUCUGAUGGACAGGUUUGGACGCGUCUUUGUUUUGAUGGCCGUGUCAAUCCCUUUUUUCACAGGAUGGCUCUUCAUCGUCUUGGCCGUCGAUCCUUUGAUGCUCUACGUUGGACGUUUGUUGGGAGGACUGGCUGCCGGUAUCUGUUGCGCUGUGGCACCUUGUUAUAUUGGAGAAAUUUCUAUACCUGAUAUUCGAGGAACCGUUGGCUACUUUUUUUCAACCAACAUUGGACUGGGCAUUUUAUUCACUCAGAUACUUGGACUAGGUCUAGAUUGGCGAUUCAUUUCCGGUGUGUGUGCCAUCACUCCACUUGUACUUUUCGCUCUUUUAUAUUUUGUUCCGGAAUCUCCCUACUUUCUCGUCAAAAACAACAAGAUAGAUAAGGCUGCCAAAAGCUUACAAUGGCUCCGAGGAAAUCUGUUUAAUGUGGAGGCUGAACUGGCUCAGAUUAAAUCGCGAGUAAUUGAGGACAAAACUCAACAACUAAACUUGAGGGACUUCUUAAGACCAUGGGCGUACAAACCUAUUUUGAUAGGAAUUGCCGUAAUGGUUUUCCAACAGUUUUCCGGUCUCAACGCAGCCCUGUUUUACUCCGUCGAAAUCCUUCAAGUGGCCGGAAGCAAUUUAGACGCUCUGGUGUCCGCUGUUGUUGUCAUCAUUACGUUGCUCAUAGGAAACUUUCUCGGAGCUGUGGUGGUUGGUCGUCUCGGUCGCCGGCCUCUGUUUAUGAUUUCUGAAGCGAUAGCUUGUCUUUCGAUGUGUGUUCUUGGAUCCUACUUUUACAUCCUCACCAACGAUCCGGAAGCUGCCAAACCCUUGGCUUGGUUGCCAUUGACAUCUUUAAUUGUUUUCAUUUCCGGAAUCGGCAUGGGACUAGGACCCCUUCCUUGGAUAAUCUCCAGUGAGGUCCUACCUGCCAAAAUCCGUGGACAGGGCAGUUCUAUUGCUGCUUUGGCCAAUUUUGGACUAUCGUUUAUCGUCACGAAAACUUUCAUCGAUAUCCAAAGAGCAGUGACACCGGCAGGUGCCUUUUGGUUCUACGGCGGUUUCUGCCUGUUAGGUAUCCUCUUUGCCCUAUUCCUUUUACCCGAAACCAAAGACAAGACCUCUGAACAAAUUGAAGCAUUCUUCGUGACUCCCAAUCACAACGUUGAAUAGCAUAAAAAAUUAAUUUUCUCCCACAAAAUUCGAUACUCAGUUAUGUCAGUGAAUCACGAUUGAACUAUAUUUUUGCUGCGACAGGCCUUGCGAAAGAGAUUUAUCCAACAAUAGAGAAUGCUGAUGCAAUAAAGUCUAAAUCACAUUUUAA